Molecule: messenger RNA, 840 nt
Organism: Rhododendron vialii
Lineage: Eukaryota; Viridiplantae; Streptophyta; Magnoliopsida; Ericales; Ericaceae
Product: F-box protein CPR1-like
Exons: 2
Coding region: 103-678 (191 amino acids)
Source: RefSeq, a predicted model, not a curated record
GGUGAGGUUUUUGGGGUGGCUGUGAUGGUUUAGUGUGCAUCUCAACUGAAAGCGAAGUACUUAUAUGGAACCCGUCUACUAUGAAAUCCAAGAGAUUGCCGGAUGUUGGAACGCGGGAUCCUGAUAGGGGAAGGGACAUUUUUGAACGGGGCCCUCCAUUGGACUUGGUGGACCUUGCCGAAUGAGAUCAUUGGUUCUCUUGAUUUGGUGAAGGAGACGUAUGGACAAGUUUUGCCACCUCUUUCUUUUGAACAGGAAGUUUUGCCACCUGUGUAUCGAGAUGAUAAUUAUACGCAUCAGAAUUUGUUGGCUAUUUUGGACGGAUGCCUUUGUAUUGUCUGUAACUGUGGUUGUGCUAUCAAUGUAUGGGUAAUGAAACAAUACGGUGUUAGAGAGUCUUGGACCAAGUUGUUUUCUAUACGGACCAUACCCCCUGUGUCACAUCAAUAUUGGGAUGUUCCCCACUCCACAGUAUUUUGCAUUUUGAAGAAUGGUGGAGUUUUAAUGGAUAUUGGUAACUGCAGUUUAGUUCGGUACAAUCCUAAUCGCACAAUUAGUAGUCCUACGAUUCAUAAUUCACAAGACUGUUUUAGUGCGUAUCCCUACGUUGAGAGCCUAGUCUCGCCUGACAUUGAUGUUGACAGUGGGAUUCAAUGGAAACACCAAGACCAAAACUAAAGGUAAUAAAUGUCAAAUUAGAUGUUUGAUUAUGCCUUUCUCGCCUUUCCCAACUCUUUUCUCCAUAAAAUUUGUUUAUAUUUGUUCUUUUGUGUACCUUUAAUAAUUUAGUGAUGUACUCAACGUUAAUGUUAGAAUAAAAAUAAAGGGUUCCUUUGCUUA